This is a messenger RNA of Neofelis nebulosa (Clouded leopard), 4650 nucleotides long. Its product is annotated as protein NPAT. The transcript has 18 exons. Lineage: Eukaryota; Metazoa; Chordata; Mammalia; Carnivora; Felidae. Gene Ontology annotation, molecular function: protein binding; transcription coregulator activity. The record is from RefSeq and is a predicted model, not a curated record. Bases 265 to 4593 code for a protein of 1442 amino acids. Gene Ontology annotation, cellular component: nucleus.
ACCUCCUCGCCGCCUUCAGCCCCACCCCUCCUAACGCGAGGACGGAAGUGACGACAGUUCCGACGGGAACGGAGGCGGGUUUCAUUUCGGCGCCUUUCUUUCUCCGGCGGAAGCGAUUGGCGGACGUGGGGCGAAAGAGGCGGGCCAAAUUGCCGCGGGUUCGGUGCCGCCACUGGAACCGGGAGAUGCGGCGCAGGAGCUGUCGGUGUGUGGGCUUUCACCUGAGUCUCGUCUCCUAUUGCGGUUCCUGCUGCGGCUUCGGUCAUGCUGUUACCUUCGGACAUUGCGCGGCUGGUUCUGGGUUACUUGCAACAGGAAAACCUCACUUCUACCUGCCAGACUUUUAUUUUGGAAAGUUCAAAUUUAAAAGAAUAUGCCGAACAUUGUACAGAUGAAGGUUUUAUCCCAGCCUGCUUACUGUCCUUGUUUGGAAAAAACUUGACAACAAUUCUGAAUGAAUAUGUAGCUAUGAAAGCAAAAGAAACAUCAAAUGAUGUUCCAGCAAUUAUGUCAUCUCUGUGGAAAAAGUUAGACCAUACGCUUUCCCAGAUCAGGAGCAUGCAAAGUUCUCCAGGGUUUGUUGCCAGUCAGAGAGUCCGAACAAGAAGUGGAAUUGCAGAAAUCAAAAGACAGAGAAAGCUGGCGUCUCAAGCGGCUCCCGUCAAUUCAGAGUUGCUGACUUUAGCGUAUCUUUCAGGACAAUGUCCUGCUGCUACUCCUUCAACAGCCACACAGCUUGUCCGGUCAGCUGGCCAGAUUACAGCUCCUGUGAGGUCAAAUUUUGUAGUGGUUAACCAUUCACAGUCACAAGACACUGUGGCCACUGGAGAGUCUUUAAGUAUCAUUCCUGGUCCUCAGGAAAGGAAAACUCAAGCCAGUGUAAUGUCUCCUGCUAGACGCAAAAGUGAAUCUCAAAGGAAGAGUAACACUCUGUCUGGACCUCAUUCAACAAUACGGAAUUUCCAGGAUCCAAAUGCAUUUGCAGUAGAAAAACAAAUGGUUAUUGAAAAUGCACGAGAAAAAAUAUUAAGUAACAAAUCUCUUCAAGAAAAGCUUGCAGAAAACAUUAAUAAAUUUCUGACUAGUGACAACAAUAUUGCUCAAGUACCUAAGCAAACAGAGAGCAACCCUACCGAACCAGAGACUUCAAUUGAUGAGCUCCUGGGACUUCAGAGUGAAAUCCAUAUGUCUGAGGAGGCUAUCCAGGACAUACUGGAGCAGACAGAAUCAGAUCCGGCAUUUCAGGCACUUUUUGAUCUCUUUGACUAUGGUAAAUCCAAGAAUAAUAAACAGAUAUCCCAAGGCAUUUGCAGUCCACAUCUGGACACCAAUCCCAGUGUAGUGUUAGCAGAUGAAACUAAUCUAGCAGUUAAAGGUUCUUUUGAAUCAGAACAAUCUGGUGAUCAGUCUGGGCAGCCCCCAUUUUGUACAUCCUACCAAAAUGAAGACACAUCCAAUGCCUUGAAGAAUGGCAGCAACCACGAUGAGCUUAGACCAGAAGCACAGGAACACUUUUCUCAGAUAGGCUCUAGUGUCCAGAAAAAGGCAUUUAAAACGGGUGUACCUAAUGAACAGAAGUGUAACCUCGAUAUUUCCUUUGAAUCUGUGCCUCAUUUGAAUGACUUUAACCAAAGAGUAAAUUCUGAUGCCGAAUGUAAUCAGCGUUGUGCCGAAUUAUACACCCAUCAGAUGUCCACUGAAACCGCCAUGGCAAUGGAGGUCGGAAAGAGUUCUCUGUUGCCGGAUGCGCCACGUGAUUCUCCAUUACAGCCUGAUCAGUCUGGUAUACCAGUAACGUCAUUUGUUUCCCUCGGGGGGGAAACUAACAGUGAAAACUUCGUUCUCUCUGGGAAGAGUUCUCAGCUUUUAUCCCAAAAUAUUCCAUUAACUGGAAAGACAUCUAAAACAAGUCAGUUUUGUGAAAGCUCUAACAACACAGGAAGACUUAAAACUAACCUCCCUGGUUCUAAGUCACCAGACCCUAAAGAGAUUCUGCAGAGUGAGACUGAGAUUCACAACGGAUUGCCGGUCACAUCACAACAACAUGUGGAUUGCCAUGAUAAUUCUCCACUUCAAAGCAAGAUAUUACCUGUAUCGGUUGAAAGUUCAGGUUUAAAUAUAUCCGAACAAGUAGACAUUUGUCUGGAAGAUACAACAUCUUCGGUUAAACAGCCGCCUAAUGGUUCAUCAUCUCUUGAGUUAAAUCACGCGGAAGAACAUGAAACUCAGCCUUCAAGGUCUGAGAAAGUUGCUGGCGGUUCGCAAGAGCCUUCAUCUUUAAAAGAAGAUGGAGAUAGUAUUUUUCUCACUUUAACUGAGAAUGGUAACUGUGGGGAAGUUGCAUUGAUUGCUCCAGAAGGUGAUCCUGUAGAAGAUAAACGUGCUGUUCUGUCAGAAUCUGUGUGUUCUUCAGUGGGAGGUUCUCAUCCUGAGUCCCAGAACACCAGUGACAGACCUGGUGUUGACAGCUCGGCAGACGUUGAUGCAGCAAAUAUUGUCUCUCUCAAAAUUAUCAUUAGUGAUGAUCCAUUUGUUUCCUCAGAUACUGAACUGAACAGUGCCGUUUCUAGUAUCAGUGGGGAGAACCUGCCGACUAUAAUACUGUCCUCUCCCACUAAGUCCCCUGCCAAAAAUGGAGAAUUGGUUAAGUGCCUGUCUUCAGAAGAAGCCCCAGGCGCUCUCACAUCUGCGGAAAGAACGGGGGAUUCAGCAUCGGUGGAACAGAGCCUCUUGGCCCUCAAACCCGAAGACUCCGCAGUGAAUGCUCAGAGUGAAGGCAGCGUUGCUUUUUCAGCCAGUGCCCCACCGUGCGUCUCCAAGGAUGGCGGAUACAUACAGUUGAUGCCAGCUACAAGCACAACUUUUGGAAAUUCGAAUAACAUUCUGAUAGCUACAUGCGUGACUGAUCCAACAGCCUUAGGAACCACUGUCAGUCAGUCUAAUGUGGUGGUGUUGCCUGGAAAUUCCGUACCUGGGACUGCUCAGCCCCCGCCGCCUCAGUUACAGACACCGCCAAGGUCAAACAGUGUAUUUGCUGUCAAUCAAACCAUGUCACCCAGCUUUUCACAAGGAUCUGCCAUCAUAAUUGCCUCUCCUGUCCAACCUGUACUCCAAGGAAUGGUGGGGAUGAUCCCUGUAUCUGUGGUUGGACAGAAUGGAAAUACCUUUCCUGCUCCUCCUCAGCAGGUCCUUCAUAUGCCUUUGGCGGCACCUGUAUGCAGUAGAAGUAUCCCUCAAUUCCCCAUCCCUCCAAAGUCUCAGAAGACUCAGGGACUGAGAAACAAGCCUUGUACAGGAAAGCAGGUAAAUAAUUUGGUGGAUUCAUCUAGUCAUUUAGUUGGAUGUCAUGCACAAAGAACUGAAGUGUCUGACAAGAAUAUGGCCACCGAUCUCGGGAAAAAAUUGGAAGAAAUCACGGUUCCCUUCUCAUUAGAGAGUGUAGUUCCAGCUAGCAAACCAUUUGAAAGCCACAGACGUGUGCUCUGUUUUGAUAGCACUGCUUCUGUGGCGAAUACACAGGGCACAAACCAUAAGGCGGUGUCCCAAAACAAGGAAAGGAAUGACAUUUCAUUUCCUAAUCUCGAGUCACCCACUGUGUCCUCCACCUCCAAGGCCCCUUCUAAUAAUGCUCUCAAAAGAGACCGAGAGAAACCUCCUUUGCCUAAGAUUUUAUCUAAAUCAGAAACUCCCAAUAGCCGACAUAGCACCACAAAAGAAACUCAGUCAGAAAAGAAAGUCCCACCGACAGAAAUUGUACUUGAAUCUUUCCAUAAAACAACAGCUAAUAAGGAGAAUGAAUUAUGCAGCGAUGUCGAAAGGCAGAAAAAUCCCGAAACUUCAAAACUGUCAAAUGGGCAGCAAAAUGGGGGUAUACGGAAUGAGAAAACCGUAACUUCACUGCACGAACUGACCAAAAAACAAGGCACGUCCUCAAGUAGUAAAAAUGUCAUUUCGGUAGGUGCAGCUGGGAAGGAUCCAAAGCAAGAACAAACUAAAUGUGCCGCUUCUUUGGUUAACCCGCUAACCAAACCUGGCUCAGAAAUGCUGCAGGAUGGUCAGUGGCCCAGCCCAGUAAGUAGGCUCCCCGAUAGCUCUGACUCCCCUGUACCCCGGACAGCGGGCUUGGGGGCAGGGGACAAACAUAAAGAAGAACCUAGAGAUGGGAUCAAGGUCCCCUCCAGUAGGCGUUUUGGUGAAGACAGUAGCACAGCCAAAGUCAUGGUCCCUCCUGUCACCCCAGACCUGCCUGCCUGCAGCCCUGCCAGCGAGACGGGGAGUGAGAACAGUGUGAACAUGGCUGCCCACACGCUGAUGAUUCUGUCCCGGGCUGCCAUCUCCAGAACCACCUCGACAACUCCCCUGAAAGACAACACACAACAACAAUUCAGAGCAUCUUCGAGGAGCGCCACCAAAAAGCGGAAGAUUGAGGAAUUAGAUGAACGCGAGCGAACCUCCCGUACUUCCAAUAAAAGUCUUGCAAAUUCGUCACUACCGAUGAAAAAGAAGAAAAUUAAGAAAAAGAAGCUACCCAGUUCAUUUCCAGCUGGAAUGGAUGUGGACAAAUUUUUGUUAUCAUUGCAUUAUGAUGAGUAAACACUCUGAACCUAAAAGAACAGUAGCUGUUUAAAACUCGUAUCCCUUAAACUCUGA